CAACAUACAAAUGUUCUCCAACAGUUUCAAGCCACACCAACUCACUCUGAAUAGUUUUGAAAAGGGUGGAGAUGGAGGUGGCCCUUCAGAAUGUGACAACCAGUACCAUUCUGAUGACACACCGGUAAUCGCACUUUCCACUGGAUGGUUCAAAAAUAGGAGUAGAUGCCUUCACAACAUCACCAUCAGUGCAAAUGGAAAAAGGGUGGUGGCCAUGGUGGUUGAUGAGUGUGACUCUACCAUAGGAUGUGAUGAAGAUCAUGAUUAUCAACCCCCUUGUUCCAACAACAUUGUUGAUGCCUCCAAGGCUGUGUGGGGAGCCUUAGGUGUGCCUCACAAUCAGUGGGGUGGAUUAGAAAUUACAUGGUCUGAUGCAUAAUGUAA
Glycine soja is the source of this 384-nucleotide messenger RNA. RefSeq names its product putative ripening-related protein 1. The record is from RefSeq and is a predicted model, not a curated record. The transcript has a single exon. Bases 11 to 379 code for a protein of 122 amino acids. Lineage: Eukaryota; Viridiplantae; Streptophyta; Magnoliopsida; Fabales; Fabaceae.